AUGACAAUCACUGUAGUGUAUGAUAACUCUGAAGCUAUGGAGCUCUGUGCUUCUCAGGAUCUGUAUCUUAAACCAGUAGCAAAACUGACUAUCAAUGUGGUGUUUCCAGAACACACAGAAUCUACCCGAGCUUUCUCUAAGUGGGAAGUGAUGGACAAGCUGAAGAACAUGAUUUGUCCAGACCAAUUUACUACUGUUAGGGUUUCAAAGAGCACUAAGGAUUUCAUUCGAUUUGAGGGAGAGGCAGAAACUAAAAGGUUGAUCCUCACACUUAAGGAAAAACUGCAUGGAAAGGUAAUAAAACUGAAUGGUUUUAAAGAUGACUUGAAGGUGAUGGCCACCGAGGCACAAGCUGACUUUCCAACUCCACAAGAGUGGGCAUCUUACCUGAAUAAAAGAGAGAUUACGAAUGAAGAUCUUACUGAGCAAACCGCUGAUAUUCCUGAUUGCAUCUAUUUUGAAGGUUUGCCAUGUAAAUGGUUUGCACUAAAGGGCUCAAAUAGUGAAAAGCCGAGUGAAGAUGUUUUAAGAGUGGUGUUCAAAAGCUUUGGAAAGAUCAAGAACAUAGAUAUCCCUAUGCUUGAUCCUUAUAGAGAAGAAAUGGUGGGAGGAAAUUUAAAUAACUUCCUUUUUGGAGGUCUACAGACAUUUGAAGCUUUUGUGCAGUACCAAGAGUACACGGCUUUUGUGAAAGCUAUGGAGUCACUUAGGGGAAUGAAGCUGAUGUUUAAAGGGGAUGAUGGAAAAGCUCUGGCAUGUAACAUGAAGGUGACUUUUGAUACAACCAAACAUUUCAGCAAAGGAGCUAUCAAAAAGAGAAGGCUGGAAAGACAAAAGCUGCAAGAGCUAGAGCAAGAAAGAAAAAGGGAAAAAAAGAGAGAGGAAGAGGAGGCUGCAAGAAAAAGACGUGAUGAUGAAAAAAUUGCUCGAGAAAGAAAAAGGAAGGCUAAGCUCAAGAGGAGAGAACACAGGCAGAUAGAUCGGGAUGAGAAACGCCCAAGAAAGCAGCAGAAGGUAACAGCUGAAGAAGAGCAGUGGCCAGAGAAUAUGCCUGAAUGGGAAGAGAGGAAAUAUCUACUAGCUCAGAGAAGAGUGGAGUCUAUAAGGCUGCUUACAGUGCUGUUAAGCCGAGUAAAAGAUUUUGCACAGUUGACCAGCCAAAAAGUGGAGCCCUUGCUGUACCCUGAAGAAAUAAGAAAGGAUUGCUUUCCUGAGACGGAGUUCCAAAAUGCACAGACAGAGCAGAGAGAAUCCCGUUAUUUUCUACACAAAGAACUGAAGGAUAAGAAAAAAUUUAGCAGUCAGUUCUUCCAAACGGGUAACACCUCUUUUAGUGAGGAAGAGGUGCCAAGUAAUCCUGCCUCACCUUGUCAUCUUGUGAGAACGAUCUUAAAUGAUGCAACUGCAGUAGCAAGCACUGAUAAAUUAACUGGCAGGGAUGAGUACAGCUCCCCUGGCUGUGGGUCUUUACAGAUUACAGUUACUCAAGACUGCAAGGUUAUAGAAUCCCUUGAGAGAGAAGACUGUCCUCCUUUGAAGACAGUGCACUCUGGAAAAGUGUCUGGUACAGGGUACUGCAAAAAGCAAAAGAUUUAUGAAACUGAUGAGUUUAUACAUUAUUUAUUAAACUAUUAUCAAACUCCAAGCUACGCACGUGUCUGCCUAGAGCCAAAAAGCACCGUUAGCAAGUCUUGGUGGCAGAGGAUAGUGUCUGAUAAUGGGAAUGGCUUUCAGAUCAACUUGAAGAACAAAUAUGGGCGACGCUUUACAGAAGUGAGUUUUGUACAAAACCCCGACAAGGGAAAUUGUAGCGGGGAUGAUAAUUAUAGAUGGGAGAUCACGAUUCGGAAAUCAGAGCCUACAGAGAGUGUGUCAAAAAACAACGCCUAUGCUGGAGGGUUUACAACAAAGUUCCAAGUACAGUGGAACGACUCACUUGAUAUUGCUAAUUUACCAUAUGCUGAAUUUAAUAAUUCUUCUUUUGGAGGCACUAAUACUAGUCACGAUAAAAAAUCCAAAGACGACAAUAACAGAAGAGAAGUUGCCCCACCAUACACACCCUCAGGCUCUGCAUACAAAUUCAGGGAUUUAAUGGAAGAGAUCAGUAGUGAUUCUGAGUAUUUUAGUGAGGCAAAGAGAACAGAAAGAAGAUAUAAAGAUGUUUACAGUGAUGGCAAUAAAGCAUGGUCCCUCCCAAGAGAGAUGGAGAGAAAAUUCGUUGUCUGUGUUAAAAACGUAGGUCAAAAUUAUCCAGAAAAUGAAUCCAGCAAAUGUAGCUUCUGUUCAAAUUCUGCCCCUGGUGGCUUGACAAAGCAGUGUAGACAUAAGCUUAAAAAAUCAUACAAGAGGUGCAGUAGUAAAUUGAGUCACGAAGGGCGAAAAAGUGAGUGGAAAUCCAAUGAAGAGGCGAUAAAUACCCCCAAAAAGAAGAAAAAGAGAAAAAAGCCCUCCCCUGACAUUUUACCUGAUGAACAUGGCUUCUCUGAAAUGGAGAGUUGGAGACAGUUGGAAUCUCUCAAAAAGAUACAGAGAAAAUGUAGCAAAAUGUUCCACCAUAAGAUGAAAUUCAAAACCCUUCAUGUGUUGGCAGCAGCAUCAAAAGAUGCCAUCCAUGCUGAUGCCUCUCUGCUUCAGAGAUCUCGCCAAAGGGCCGGUGAGGUGGGGGAAGUGAAAUAG
This is a messenger RNA of Emys orbicularis (European pond turtle), 2676 nucleotides long. Its product is annotated as A-kinase anchor protein 17B-like. The record is from RefSeq and is a predicted model, not a curated record. The coding region runs from base 1 to 2676 and encodes 891 amino acids. Lineage: Eukaryota; Metazoa; Chordata; Testudines; Emydidae. Gene Ontology annotation, molecular function: RNA binding. The transcript is spliced from 4 exons.